Messenger RNA from Glycine soja, 2015 nucleotides. RefSeq names its product heat stress transcription factor B-2b-like. The record is from RefSeq and is a predicted model, not a curated record. Gene Ontology annotation, biological process: regulation of transcription by RNA polymerase II. Gene Ontology annotation, molecular function: RNA polymerase II cis-regulatory region sequence-specific DNA binding; DNA-binding transcription factor activity. NCBI's taxonomy places the organism in Eukaryota, Viridiplantae, Streptophyta, Magnoliopsida, Fabales, Fabaceae. The transcript is spliced from 2 exons. Bases 454 to 1521 code for a protein of 355 amino acids. Gene Ontology annotation, cellular component: nucleus.
GCGCCUUCUUAGUUCUACUUUCUCCGUGGGCCCCACCCACCUCUUUUUCUAUUUUCCCUUUCAUUCUCGAACCCACGGACGCCCCCCUUUUUCCUUUCCUAUCCUCUCCUCUCCGAAACUUCUAGAAACAACUACAACCUACCGCUCAUUUUUCCGGUUCCGACCCUCUUUCUGCCCUCUCAGUAACCUUAUCAGAUCGAUCAAGGUAACCAAAUAAUAUCACAAGUUAUUCUUCUUCACUUAUUUAUAUUUAUUUUCCUUUUGGAUUUGAUAAUAUUAAGAGGAACCAGGAUAGAUAGGUAGGUUCUAGCCUUUCUGUUAUCAUUUUCGAAACAAACCAAAUUGAAACUGUUUUGAGUUUUGUUUAGAAGGCUGUUAUGAAUGAAACUUUGAAGCUUAGAAAAGCGGUUAGGUAGCUAGGUUUCAGUUUCAGAUCUGGUAGAGAGCUUCAUCAUGAAGCCAUUACCGGCGGAGCAAACCGGUGAAUCAGCGCCGACGGAGUUGCAGAGAUCCAUUCCGACGCCUUUUCUGACCAAGACGUACCAGCUCGUCGAUGAUCCCUCCGCGGAUGACCUAAUUUCCUGGAACGAAGAUGGCACCAGCUUCAUCGUUUGGCGACCCGCGGAAUUCGCUAGGGAUUUGCUUCCUAAGUACUUCAAACACAACAACUAUUCCAGUUUCGUCCGUCAGCUUAACACCUAUGGUUUCCGGAAGGUUGUCCCUGACCGUUGGGAAUUCGCCAACGACUGUUUCCGGCGAGGCGAGAGAGCUCUUCUUCGCGACAUACAGCGCCGGAAAUUACUGCCGGUUCCGCCUGCAGCCGCGGCACCGACAGCAGUCACAGCUAAUACGGUGACGGUGGCUGUGGCGGCACCGGCGGUGAGAACGGUGUCUCCGACGACUUCCGGCGACGAACAGGUACUAUCCUCGAACUCAUCUCCGAUUGCUGGGAAUAAUAAUAAUACAGUGCACCGUACCACAAGUUGCACCACUGCGCCCGAGCUGCUAGACGAGAAUGAAAGGCUUAGGAAAGAGAACAUGCAACUGAGUAACGAGUUGAGUCAAUUGAAGGGUUUGUGUAAUAACAUACUCGCUUUGAUGACCAAUUAUGCUUCUGGUUUUAGCCGCCAGCAGUUAGAAUCCUCCACUAGCGCUGCGAGGACCGUGCCGGUGCCGGAAGGGAAGGCGGCGCUGGAGCUUUUGCCUGCGAAACAUGUUUCAUCGGCUGAUGAGGCCGGGCAUGUAGGUGGUGCCGCGCCGUGCGCGACGGCGAACGCGGGGGAAGCAGAGGUUCCGAAGCUGUUUGGGGUUUCGAUUGGACUGAAACGAUGUAGGACAGAGUGCGAGGGCGAAGCGGAGGGAGAAGAUCAGAAUCAAAUGCAAACGCGAGCACAAGCACAAACGCAAACACAAUCGUCGCAAGAACCAGAUCACGGUUCAGAUGUGAAAUCUGAACCGCUUGAUGGCGAUGACUCGGAUGAUCAGGAUCAUGAUCCUCGUUGGUUGGAGCUAGGUAAAUGAAAUGAUGCUCCUCAUUCUUCUAAUUUGGUGAAAAUGACAGAAGGCACGUGACUUGGGUGGGGACACGCUGUGCACUCCUGCUGCUGUACUAUUAGCGCUGCGACGCUGCCAUUGAUUGGGCCAUGUAUGUAAUGUAACACGUUACGCUAGAUGGAAAGGGCGGAUGACCAUCCUUGUAUGUAACUCGCGGAUGGGAUGAAAAGUGUCAAAGUCAAGCUUUGCUUGAGCGCCAAAAUUUGUAAUAUAAGGAUUUAUCUAUUCUUGAUAAGCUGGGGUUAAAGAACAUGUCAAAAUGGAGUAACUGAAGCAACCCCUCAAAGAUUCACUUCUCGUUUUCCUUUUUAAGGAACAUUUGUGGGUUACAGCAAAAUAUGUAGAUAAACGUGUCUGACAUCAUUACAUUUUUCGAAUUUGAUUCGUGUAUUCUAAUGUUUCCAUCCUUUGAACCGAGUUGUUCCUAAGAUUCAUAAUCGUACCAUGUUUCUUUUUAAUGA